GAGUUGGAUUGGAGUAUGGAAAAAUCAAAUAGAUUGGGACUCAGCCGUCCCUAUGAAUAUACACACGCAGUGGAAACAAUUCAAAUCGCAGCUGCCCAGCAUAAACGAGCUGAAGAUUGGAAGGUUCAUCUUUUCUGAAGCAAAUGCGGAAGAAAUACAAUUACAUGGAUUUGCGGAUGCCAGUCAAUCAGCGUAUGGCGCGUGUUGCUAUAUUAGGACUCGAAACAUAGCUGGAAAUUACGAAACUAAGCUAUUGAUAUCAAAAUCAAGAGUGGCUCCGAUGAAGGCGGUCUCGCUUCCCCGCCUUGAGCUUUGUGCGGCAGUAUUGUUGGCUCGAUUACAAGAAAAGGUGAUCAAGUCCAUAAAAAUUCCAAACAUCAAGAAGUUCCUAUGGACUGACUCGAUGAUAGCACUGUCCUGGAUAAGGGCCUUCUCGCGCAAAUGGGAAAUAUUCAUAGCCAACCGAGUUGGCGAAAUUCAAAGAUUGACAGAAGUGGAAGAUUGGAGGCAUAUAGAUACCAAAUCAAAUCCCGCGGAUAUAAUUUCUCGGGGGGCAGGCCCUUCGGAAGUUAUUAAUUUAGCACUUUGGUGGGAAGGGCCUGGUUGGCUAAAGUUAGACGUGGAGGAUUGGCCCAAAUCGUCAGUUCAGAGCAAUGCAUUACCGGAACUACUAGCGAAUACCGUUGUAAUAAAAUCGGAAUCAUCAAUGUUGGAUGCCUUGAUUGCCAAAUAUUCAAAAAUUCAGAAGUUAGUACGAGUGCGGCAGGAAUUUGGCAGCGAUAUAAGGCAGCUCGAAAAGUCGAAAUCUCUACCUACCAACAGCAGGUUAUUGCCAUUAAAUCCGUUUCUCGACGACGAACAUAUACUACGGGUAGGCGGGCGUUUGAAGAACGCGAAUUUAGCAUACGAAUCAAAACAUCCAUUAUUGUUGCCUAAGGGCCACGCGAUUACAAGGCUCAUUAUCCGAAACGAACAUGUUAGAAAUAUGCAUGCCGGAGUUCAAGCGACUCUAUACGCAGUUAGAAGUCAGUUCUGGCCUAUAGCGGCAAAGGCCACCACUCGAGAUGUUAUAAACAAAUGCACAGUAUGUUGGAAGGCUAAGCCUUCUGUGCCUGAAGCUACUAUGAGCGAUCUCCCCAAAUCGCGAGUUCAAAUAUCAAGGCCAUUCACGCAUUGCGGAGUCGACUUCGGAGGCCCGUUCCUCAUUAGAGAACAUAAGAGGCGUAACGCGAAACUAAGCAAGGCGUAUAUUUGUAUCUUUGUUUGCUUCGCCACUAAGGCGGUGCAUAUAGAGUUAGUUGCCGAUUUAUCUUCUGAGUCCUUUAUGGGAGCUCUUAAGCGAUUCAUAGCGAGAAGGGGCAAGGUCGCGUGUAUGCACUCCGACAACGGAACAAAUUUCGUGGGAGCCGCUAGGGAGCUUAACGAAUUACACGAUUUCUUUAUCAAGGAACAGAUACAGCAUAAGAUAAACGAAUUUUUUGUCGAGCAUAGAAUAGAAUGGAGAAAUAUUCCACCAAACGCGCCCCAUUUCGGGGGACUUUGGGAGGCCGCCAUAAAGUCGGCGAAAUAUCAUAUGAAAAGGAUAAUCGGGGAUGCAGCAUUAAAUUAUGACGAAAUGACGACGGUACUCGCGGAAAUCGAGGCUAUAUUGAAUUCCCGUCCCAUCAGUCAAUUAUCGAACGAUCCGAACGACCUGCGCCCAUUGACUCCCGGUCAUUUUUUGAUAGGAGAUGCGUUAAACAGUUAUGCUCACCCGGAUAUUACUCUUACCAAAAUCAAUCGUCUUUCGCGUUGGCAAAGGGUCGAGCAAUUGAGACAGCAUUUUUGGCAGAGGUGGAGCCUUGAGUAUCUAAACCAAUUGCAGGGUAGAUCAAAGUGGAGAAUGAAUAAAGGGAAAAAAAUCAAGGCUGGACAAGUAGUUUUGGUUCAAAAACCGGGUUUGGCGCUAUUUCAAUGGUUGUUAGGUCGCAUCGAAAGUGUUAACGAGAGUGCCGAUGGCAUCGUCCGAUCGGCAGUUAUUAAAACUAAUCACGGAUUGAUUGCUCGACCCUUGACCAAGUUAUCUGUGUUGCCAACCGAUCUAAAUACAUAA
This is a messenger RNA of Vollenhovia emeryi, 2092 nucleotides long. RefSeq lists its product as uncharacterized. Gene Ontology annotation, molecular function: nucleic acid binding. Gene Ontology annotation, biological process: DNA integration. Lineage: Eukaryota; Metazoa; Arthropoda; Insecta; Hymenoptera; Formicidae. The transcript is spliced from 2 exons. The record is from RefSeq and is a predicted model, not a curated record. The annotation marks the transcript as partial.